Messenger RNA from Parascedosporium putredinis, 291 nucleotides. Lineage: Eukaryota; Fungi; Ascomycota; Sordariomycetes; Microascales; Microascaceae. The record is from the annotation of a GenBank genome assembly.
AUGAAGUUCUCCCUCGUCUUCCUCGCCGGUGUUGUCGCCGCUGCUCCUUCCGCGCUCGACUCUCGCCAGACUUACACCCCUUGCUCGGGAUUGUACGGCAGCGCUCAGUGCUGUGCCACCGACGUCCUUGGCAUCGCCGACCUUGACUGCGGCCAGCCCCCGACCGGACCCACGAGCGCCGACGACUUUAGCGCCGUCUGCUCUGCCAUCGGCCAGCGUGCUCGCUGCUGUGUCCUCCCCAUCCUGGACCAGGGCAUUCUUUGCAACACCCCCGUUGGUGUCCAGGAUUAA